CACAUUGAUCUGUGGAAGGCAGGGGUCUAUCAUCGAGAUGUCGGCCCCGAAAACAUGAUGUGGUACCGUGACAAGCUCGGGAAGCUUAUGGGUGUGUUGAACGACUGCGAUCUAUCGUCGUUGGCAAAUGUACCGGGUCCUCAGGGCAACGAGCGCACGGGCACAGUGCCGUUCAUGGCAUUCGAUCUUCUCACCGCAAGGGCACAACGAGGCGAAGUCAAACACCUGUAUCGUCAUGAUAUGGAAUCGUUCGUGUGGGUUUUCAUCUGGAUUUGCUUCCGUUACAGCAAUGGAGCCCUCCUACCACCGGCAUCGCGCCGCUUCGAUUCAUGG
This is a messenger RNA of Suillus clintonianus, 333 nucleotides long. RefSeq lists its product as uncharacterized. Gene Ontology annotation, biological process: protein phosphorylation. NCBI's taxonomy places the organism in Eukaryota, Fungi, Basidiomycota, Agaricomycetes, Boletales, Suillaceae. The transcript has a single exon. The annotation marks the transcript as partial. Gene Ontology annotation, molecular function: protein kinase activity; ATP binding. The record is from RefSeq and is a predicted model, not a curated record.